This is a messenger RNA of Lolium rigidum, 1719 nucleotides long. Its product is annotated as protein DETOXIFICATION 18-like. Gene Ontology annotation, biological process: xenobiotic detoxification by transmembrane export across the plasma membrane. Bases 1 to 1464 code for a protein of 487 amino acids. Gene Ontology annotation, cellular component: membrane. The transcript is spliced from 7 exons. The record is from RefSeq and is a predicted model, not a curated record. Lineage: Eukaryota; Viridiplantae; Streptophyta; Magnoliopsida; Poales; Poaceae. Gene Ontology annotation, molecular function: xenobiotic transmembrane transporter activity; antiporter activity.
AUGGGCAAGAAGGGGGCAGCUGCUCCGUUGCUGGACGGGAAGAUCAAGAUUAAUGGCGAAGGAGAGGAUGCGGCAGCAGGUAGUAUGAGGUGGUGGCGCGGCGGCGUGUGGGACGCGGAGGAGGCGGCGGGGCAGGUGGCGUUUGCGGCGCCCAUGGUGGCUACCAGCAUGGCCUUCUACGCCAUCCCGCUCGUCUCCGUCAUGUACGCCGGCCGCAUCGGCGACCUCGAGCUCGCCGGCGCAACGCUCGGCAACUCGUGGGGAACCGUCACCGGCAUCGCACUCAUGACUGGACUAAGUGGGUCUCUAGAGACGCUUUGUGGCCAAGGCUAUGGCGCAAAGGUGUACCACAUGCUGGGUGUGUACCUCCAAGCAUCCAUCAUCACCUCGGCACUCUCCUCAGUCCUAGUCUCGCUCCUGUGGCUCUACACCGAACCACUCCUCAUCUUCCUGCACCAAGACCCUGAGGUCUCGAGAAUGGCAGCGGUGUUCCUGCGGUACACAAUCCCGGCACAGUUCGCCUACGGGUUCAUCCAGUGCAUCCUCAGGUUCCUGCAGACGCAGUCUGUGGUGAUGCCACUGGUGGCAUUCUCGCUCCUGCCGCUGGUGUUCCAUGUCGGGAUCACUCACGCCUCCGUGCACUACCUGGGGCUCGGCUUCGCAGGCCCCGCCAUGACGACUUCGGUGUCGCUGUGGCUGUCUUGUGUCAUGCUCGCAGCCUACAUAAUUUUUUCGAAGAGAUUCAAGCGCACCUGGGGGGGAUUUUCAGCAGAGGCAUUUCAGUAUGUCCUGCCAGGGCUCAAGUUAGCUGUUCCCUCUGCAGUGAUGGUGUGCUUUGAGUACUGGUCUUUUGAGAUACUGGUGUUACUUGCUGGACUGAUGCCAGAUUCUCAGAUGAGCACUUCUAUCAUUGCCAUGUGUGUAAAUACUGAAUCAAUAUCAUACAUGAUCACCUAUGGGUUUGCUGCUGCUAUAAGCACAAGGGUGUCGAAUGAGCUGGGAGCUGGUAACACUGACAAGGCAAAGAAGGCGGUCAAGGUGACGCUCAUGCUCUCCAUACUGCUGGGAGUGACAUUUCUUCUGCUCCUAGGCCUUGGCCAUAAUUUGUGGGCAGGUCUGUUCAGUAAUAGCAAGACAGUGAUUAGCGCAUUCUCGUCGAUGACUCCAUUGCUAAUCGGGACAGUGGUGCUCGAUUCCACACAGGGAAUCUUGUCAGGGGUUUCAAGAGGCUGUGGUUGGCAGCACCUGGUAGCAUGGACCAACUUGGUAGCCUUCUACAUAAUUGGCUUGCCCCUGUCUCUCCUCCUUGGAUUCAAGCUUGGCUUUCAUACUAAGGGGCUAUGGAUGGGCCAGAUAUGCGGUCUCCUUAGCCAGAAUGCCGUUCUCCUGUUCAUCACACUACGAACCAAGUGGGAAAGAAUGGAGCUAACAAGAAACGGCGAAGAGGGGGACUUUGUCUGUUGAUAAUUCGAGAAACUGAUUAGUUUUGUAUCAUUGAACAGAUGUUAACUUCAACAUGUAACUGCAAUUUGAGAGAUGAAGUUCUGUGACUAAAGACUACACUAGUAUGAAGCAACGUACCCUGAGCAUGCUUGGGUGUAACUAGUAGCAAAAAGGCACAGCUGAAUAUAUGUUGCCGCAGUUUUGUAUGAAGAAAAAUCUGGAAAAGUGUAGCAAUAGCUCUAAAGCAAUGCUUGCUGAUUUUGCAAGUCAAAAGAA